Molecule: messenger RNA, 4594 nt
Organism: Stegastes partitus (bicolor damselfish)
Lineage: Eukaryota; Metazoa; Chordata; Actinopteri; Pomacentridae
Product: enhancer of polycomb homolog 1
Exons: 14
Coding region: 305-2836 (843 amino acids)
Biological process (GO): regulation of transcription by RNA polymerase II
Cellular component (GO): NuA4 histone acetyltransferase complex
Source: RefSeq, a predicted model, not a curated record
CGAGGGGGUUGGGCCGCUUGGAGCGAGCGGAGAGCUGCAUGAGUUUGUAAUGUCCGCCAUGUUGGCCAUGGCGUAUUGAACCGGGGAGGAACAGCGGAGCCUAGGAGAGAAAGAGACCGACAGAGAGCGACCGAGACCCGGGCCCGCCCGGCUCUGUUCGCGCUGCUACGGACCUCGAGCCUGCCCUCAAUCGACCGGCUGACUCCCGAGACCCGUCACAGAUUCAUCCAUGAGAACUCGAGGCAGACCUGCUGUUAUUCCUAGCAGACCGAAUAGAUUUAUGCUGCAUCUUUUAUUAUAAAAAAUGAGUAAAUUGUCGUUUCGGGCACGGGCGCUGGAUGCUAGUAAGCCCCUGCCCGUCUUCCGCUGCGAGGAUUUGCCGGACCUGCACGAGUAUGCCUCAAUCAACCGGGCAGUGCCGCAGAUGCCGACUGGGAUGGAAAAAGAGGAGGAAUCGGAGCACCAUCUCCAGCGGGCCAUCUCGGCGCAGCAGGUAUAUGGCGAGAAGCGGGACAACAUGGUUAUCCCCGUCCCCGAGGCAGAGUGCAACAUCACGCACUACGAGUCCCUCUACCCCGGGGAGUUCAAAAUGCCAAAGCAGCUUAUUCACAUACAGCCUUUCAGUUUGGAUACAGAACAGCCAGACUACGACCUAGAUUCGGAGGAUGAGACGUUUGUGAAUAAGCUGAAAAAGAAAAUGGAAAUCACCGCCCUGCAGUUUGAAGAAAUGAUAGACCGACUGGAGAAAGGCAGUGGACAGCAGCUCGUCAGUCUCCAGGAGGCCAAACUGCUGCUGAAGGAGGACGACGAGCUGAUCAAGGAGGUGUUUGACUACUGGAGCCGCAAGAGGAAAAUCUGUAAGGGUGGCUGCCUCAUCCCCAACGUCAAGCAGGAGAAGAGGGAUGGAUCUAGCACCAGCGACCCUUAUGUGGCCUUCCGCCGACGGACGGAGAAGAUGCAGACCAGGAAGAAUCGCAAGAAUGACGAGGCGUCAUACGAGAAGAUGCUGAAGCUGCGCAGGGACCUGAGCCGAGCUGUCACUAUCCUGGAGAUGAUCAAACGGAGGGAGAAGAGCAAGAGGGAACUGCUGCACCUCACACUGGAAAUUGUGGAGAAGAGGAACGCGAUGCCAGACUUCGGCAGUGAGGUGAUGGCAGAAGCACUGGCGCAGCGAGCUCUGGUGAAGCCCGUCUACACCAUCCCCAUCAUUCCCCUGUCCAGCAGUAACCAGUACAGACACCAGGACCAUUUGGACAUGAAGGACUACAAGAAGCCCGAGAAGACGGAGGCAGUACGAACCAAAAGGAAAUACGAGAAGAAACCCAAAAUCCCUCCGCUAUCAGCGCCUCAGCAUUCAGGGCCCUCUGUGUUCAAUCCCAAGGACCUCAACCAGUAUGAUUUCCCCAGCUCAGACGAAGAACCAUUCUCACAGAUCCAUUCAGGUUCCUCAGAGGCAGAAGAGGAGAAUGACCCAGAUGGCUGCUAUGCGUUCAGAAGGAAGGCCGGCUGUCAGUACUACGCUUCUCGUCCAGACGAGAGUGGCAGCUGGCCCUGGGUGAGCCCAUCAGAGGGCGGGCUCGGCGACCCACGCUUCCGCUACUGUCUGACCUCGCUGAACAUGCCGCGGCGCUGCAUAGGGUUGGCACGGCGUCGCGUGGGCAGAGGGGGCAGGAUCUUGUUGGACAGAGCGCACACAGAUGUCGACGGCAUCUGCCAGAGCCUGGACUCCGACCCAGAGCCCGAACCACUCGCCUCACCACUUCCAAGCUCUCCGCUCCGCAACUCCAACGCCAGUACCUCAGAAACCAAUACCUCGGACCCAACCAGCUCCUCCCACCUUCCCCCAUCUUCAUCGCCCCUGUCGUCGUCAACUCCUAUGGACCUCAGCCAGAUUCUUUUGAACAUUAAAUCUUGCCGCUGGAGGCACUUCAGACCACGGACGCUAUCCCAUCACCCUUUGGGUGGAGGAGACUUGUCUCGCAGAGGAUUUAGGGAUUUUAGCCGGACAGUGUCAGGACUAACCCGGACCCUGUCUGGAGGAGCCAGCUCCCAGAACCGCACCGGCCCAGCCGCCACUCCUGUCAAUGUGUUCACAGCCGAGCAGUACCAGCAGCACCAGGAGCAGCUGGCCCUCAUGCAGAAACAGCAGCUGGAGCAGAGCCAACAGCAGCAACAAGCCAACACCCCUGCAACAACUACCACCGCACAGGCACUCGUGUCCAAGACGUUGGACCAGGCCAGCGCUCAGUUUGCUGCUUCGGCCCUCGUCACCACGGACCAGCUGCUGGCUUUCAAGUCCAAAGAGGAGCUAGUGCUGGCCAGUGGAGUCAACGGGGUCCUGGCAGGCGCAGGUGUUUUCAAAGGCCUGCACCUCUCCAGCACCACGACAGCCCUCCACCAGACCAACCAGUCGACACACACUACCACCGCCACAGCCCCCACUUUCCUCCAGCCCUCCUCCAACUCGGCCACCCCGUCGCCCGCCAACGCCGUCCCCACCUCCCUCAACUCCACCCCCAGCGCUCACGCAGCAGCAGCGCUGGGGCUCUUGGGAUGCAGCGCUGCCAGUGCCACCCCCGCCACCACUCAGGUCCUCAUCGGGAACAACAUCUGUCUGAGCGUGCCGUCGGCCGCCAGCCUGGCUGGACGCCACAUCCCCCGGACCCUCGGCAACGUGCCACCCUCUGCCUUAAAGCUGUCCACCACCACCAACCUGCAGAUGCCCAAAGUCUCCGGAGCAUCCUCCAUGGACAUGGGCUCCAGGGAUAAUCAUGACGAAGACAAGCCAGCACUGAACAGUAUAGCAGACAACACAGUGGCCAUGGAGGUGACGUAGUAGCGGCGCGGCGGAGAGUCCACUCUUUAGGUGCUGUGCAUCGUAGCAUCGGGAAUGCAAAAGGGACAGCAGGACUCUGAGCAGACGAGGCAGAAGGACGAGCGGCCCGCGGCCCCUCGCUUGCAAUUCUCAUCUCUCAUACUUUUUAAAACCAUUUUUUUUUUCUUUUGUUUUUUGUUACUGUUAAAAGUUAAAAAAAAAAAUAAAAAAUGAAAUAAAAAAUAUUGACACCUGUAAAUUAUGAAUAUGGCAAAAAUUAGUAUCUGUACAGUAACUACAUAUUUGUAAUAUCCCCUCUCCCUCUUGUAUAUAUUACUUGAAUACAGAACUGUCCAUUUGUGAUGUUUUGCACUUGGGAGUCAAACUUAAAGGAAAAGAGAAAAAAAAAGAAAAAAAAAAAGCAAAAGCCAAGUAACUUGUGGCGAGUGUGAGAGAUGUGGGAGUUGUAUAGAGAAGAGUUUUAUCACAUCAUGUGCAUGGUGCGGAGCCUGCUGUUUUUAUCUAUUUAUUGUGCUGUGUUUACAGUUUUUUUGUUUUUCGGUUUGGUUUGUUUUGUUUAUUUUUUUUUUUAUUAUUAUUUUAUUUGUACACUGUACCUUCGUUGGUUCCUGUGCUGUAGUAAAUGUUAGGUAGCUACGGACUCCUGGGUAUUUUUGUAUAUUGUGAACACAAAGCAGGUUCCCUCCCCUCCCCUCCCCUCCCCUACCCUCCCCCUUACCCGGCCUCCUUCCCACACACAUGUUUAUUUUGGGUCCCUGUGCUCCUCUCUGUGGAUCAUGUGAAAAUCAGUGGUGACAUACAUACAGACCAGGAGAAGCAGGAGGUUGGAAGAGGAGGUGGUGUGUUGGCAGGUGACUGUGGAUCCCUGGAAGAGAGGCGCUCUGCUCGGCUCUGCUCGUCUCUUCCAGGGAGCUUCCAUUAACAUUGUCCCAAAACACAAGUAACAAAACAGGGAUGAAGUCUCUUCCCAGAAGCUUCUGCUGCUUCUGAUUUAAGCACUAUUUUUUUUUUUUUUGUGACGUUUUCAUUUUUUUGUUUUUUUAAAAGAAAAAAGAAAUAUCAAUGCUGCUUUUGUAUUUGUUUUUUUUUAAAGGGGGUUCGUCCUUCAUUUUCAUGCAAGCGGAGUCCCCCUUUGUAAUUGUUCUAUCCGACAAAACAUUUUUGUAAAACAAAAAUUCAGUUAUUUUUGUAUUUUUUAAAUUGUUUUUUUCUUUUCCUCGUUCUUGUGGUAAACUUGAUUGUAAGCUUUUCGUUUAUUGAAAGACUUCAUUCUUUUGUUCAUUUGUUACUUGUUCAUGCAUAGGUGAUAAGGGAGGUGAAUGGGCAGUAAUCGCUGUACGUGUUUCAUCAUUCCAGUUUUUAAUAACAAAAAAAAAAAAGAAAGAAAUGCUAACGAGGGGACAGACGGGGGGUUGUGGGAAAACGGCAGUUUUCUCCCCCUCUUCCUCUUUUUCUUUAUGUUCUUUUUUUCUUUGAAAAAAGAAUCUCCAGACGGCUGCAAGGCCAAAAACCACAAGUAUUUGGGUGCCUUCCUUUGGGGAAUUUUAUGUACUCUCUUCUGUGAAGAGUUAGGCACAAAGGCAGCAUUACUUAGUAGUGCUUCUCGUCUUUGUCAGAAUCUGAAUGCCCAGUCCAAUGGCAGGAUAUAUCCUUGAGGUUUACUUGUCCCACCUGGAGGCUGAAAAGACUAAAAAAAAAAAAAAUGUGACAGAACUCUCACUAAAAUAAGACAAUAAAGCCCAGGGCAUUAAAUGUGAA